AUGCUAAUUAUUUUAUAUUUAUUCUCCUUGGCAAUUUGUUAUGAUGAUCCUAUUCACACAUCUAUAAUCUAUGGCGAUAGUGAUUAAGGUUAUUAUUAUGUGAAUAUAUUUGUUGGAGAACAUAAAUAAAAAUAAUCAUUAAUUCUUGAUACAGCAAGUUCAAUCACAACUUUUCCAUGUGUAGAUUGUAAAAGUUGUGGUACCCACAUUGAUUCAUUCUAUAAUUACAAAGUAAAACAAAUCAUAUUUAUUAAUAGAAUUCUUAAACUCAUAAAUAAGUUAAAUGUGAUUAAAUAAUAGGUGAAAAAUAAUGUGAUAAAUGUUUAAACAAUAGGUGCUCUUUUUAAAUUAGCUAUGCUGAAGGAUCAAGGCUUGCUGGCUAUUUUUUAUAGGAUUGGUUAAUUAUGGGAGAUGAGUUUGAAAAUUUAAACUAAUCAGAUGAAAUAGUUAAAUUAGAAUAGGUCUUAAGUGUCAUUGGGUGUACUACUUUAGAAACAAAUUUAUUUUUUACUUAAAAAGCUAAUGGAAUCAUGGGGUUAUCACCAAAAACAAAUACAGAAUUCUCCUUUCCAAAUUAUAUUGAUGAUCUCUAUGAAAAAGAAAAAGGUAAAGAAUUUUAGAAAAUGUUUUCAAUAUGUAUUGGAAGGAAAGAUGGCUAUAUGACAAUAGGGUAGUACGAUUUUAAUAGACACCAAAAUAAUAGUUAGUAUUAUAAAGUGAAAUACAACCACGAGACAGAUGUUUAUAAAAUAAAUGUCAAUAGUAUCAAAGUAAAAUGAUCUUCAAAAAAUAGAUAGAUUGAUAAUAAAAUAAUCGCUGAUCACAACUUAAUAAAUUUAGGAUAAGGAGCUUUUAUUGAUUCAGGAUCGACUUUGGCUUAUGGUUCACCAAAAUUAAGUGAAAAAUUGACUCAAUAAUUUAAUUGUUAAAAUGAGAAUUGUCCAGAUUUGCAAUAUUUAGAGGGAUUAAAUUGUUAUCAAUAUAUUCCAGAAAAACAUGAAAAUUUCUCUAAUUUUGCAUCAUAUUUUCCUACAUAUCAGUUUGAAUUAGACAAUAAUUUUACAUUCAACUGGAAACCAAUUAAUUAUCUUAUAUUGGCUGUUAAUACUAGUGAUAGAUAUUGUUUUCCUCUUGCAGUAAUACCUGGUGGUAAUUUAAUUAUCUAAAACAGCAUCUAGGAUGAUUCUUGGAUAAGUAUGGAUGAGAAAUUGGGAUAUUGGAUUUAAUAAAUAAACUCAAGAGAUAUUAUUUGUUGAAAAUAAUUGUUCAAAUUAUAAAGUCAAUCAUUAAUUUACAGAAGAAGAUAUCAUACUCUUAGAAUAAUAAUCACUUAAGAAAAAUAAUGGUAGAAGAGUUUAUAAAGAUUUAAAUCUAAAAGAAAGUAAUAAUUUUUUAGAUUAUAAUUAGAAUAUAAUACUUUUUCAGAAACCUUAUAUGCUUUUGUGAUGAUAGUGUUAAUUAUCUUUUUAUAUUAUUUAUUCUCCUUUCUACUAAAGUUAAAGAAAAAAUAUGGAAAAUAUUAAACUAUUUAAGAAAUAAGUAGUUAGGAAUGA
Paramecium pentaurelia is the source of this 1553-nucleotide messenger RNA. NCBI's taxonomy places the organism in Eukaryota, Ciliophora, Oligohymenophorea, Peniculida, Parameciidae. The record is from the annotation of a GenBank genome assembly.